UUUCGGUCGCUGUUCAGACAUUGAGACGGAUGAUGAGAACAAAGAACAAAUACACAACAUCAUCAGAUAUGCCUGUAGCCUGCCAGGACUUCUUAUUUACUUUGCAGAAAUAUUCUCCCAGUUUCAUCAUCAUUUAUCUUUUGAUGAUAUCUACAAAAUGAUUUGUGAUGAAACCAAGCUCAAUGACUGGCUGGACGAAUGUACAAUUAACAGACGUAAGAUCAAACAAGAAAUGGACAAGUACUUUUCUCAACUCUCUCUCGAAUAGCAAGAAGCUCUCAAAGUGCUUUCAUAUUUUCCUGGAAGAUUUGGUAUUGAGGAAGCUGUUGAAAUGACUGGUUCUUCUAGUCAACCAGCUUCCAAGAUGCAUGUUCUGAUGCCGCUUGUUGAACAAGGUUUGAUCAGUUCAGAUUUAGAAUUACAGAAUUUCCAAGUACAAGAAUUAAUACGUGCAAUUACUAAACAACAGAUUGUCAAUGUACACAGCAAUGAUUUGGUAAAGCUCAAAUAUACAAACAUUAUUGGGAAAAGUCUGAUGAAGGCUCAAGAUAUUUAUGAUAAAGGCCUCAUAUAUGAAGCGCUCGGAAUAAUGAACAACAACUGGGAAAAUAUUUCAUUUCUGAUGAAGAAAGGGAUUGAUGUACCCUCAGAUGGUAGGACAUAUGGAGUUUAUUAUGAGAUAACAUUAAAAGCCUCAGAUAUACUGAUGCUAUGUCACCCUAGAGAUUCAAGACAGUUUUUCCAAGCAUGUCUACAAAACUCCCUGUUAUUUGGUAAUGAAGAAGAACAAGCUUUUAUGAAUAUAGCAUAUGGUGUAUCAUUGACAGAUUUACCAGGUUAUGGAGAAUACAAAGAAGCCAUGGAGCACUACAAGAAGGCUUUGGAUGUAUUGAAAUCGAGAAACAUCCAGUACCGACAGGUGCUGCUGUACAAUAGCAUGGCAGCCAAUGCCUAUAUGCGGGGAAAUCAGGUGGAAGCCUUGAAGUAUGUCGUACAAGUCAGAUGAAAAUCUCUCUCCCUCCCACUCUCUCUCCCUCCCUCCCACUCUCUCUGUCUCUCUCUCUAUCUAUCUAUCUCUUAUAUCUAUUAUACUAUCU
Molecule: messenger RNA, 1097 nt
Organism: Octopus sinensis (East Asian common octopus)
Lineage: Eukaryota; Metazoa; Mollusca; Cephalopoda; Octopoda; Octopodidae
Exons: 3
Coding region: 332-1006 (224 amino acids)
Molecular function (GO): protein binding
Source: RefSeq, a predicted model, not a curated record